AUGAGAAUUCCCUACUUCCUAUUCCAAAUUUGCUAAAUACUUAUUUUUUUAUUAGUCUAAAAUAAAGCUUAGCUUACUUAUAAAUAAUCUGAUAGAGCUUAGAUAAUGUACGUUUAAGCUCUCUCAAGUACUCUCUCAGCAUAUGAUUAAACAACUGCCACUUUUAAUUUUCCUCAGCCAUUUUAAAAUACUCCAAAAGUUAUUCUGAAUGUUUAAAGCUACUAUACCUACAUUAAUUUCCCUUAAUCAUAUAAAUUAUAAGUAUAAACAGUUACUUUAACAUCAGUAACAGUUAAAGUUGAAUCUUUUGGAACAGAUAUAUACGAACUAAAUAUAGGAAUACUUGCGGUGGAUUAUCCUAAUGCGUUAGUAUUUACAAAAUCUUUAACUUCAGGAUAGUCAGUAGUUCAUAAAGUCGAUUAGAAAAUUUAAUCUUAUAUAACUUUUUUUACUUCUUUUUAAGCUAACUCUUGCAUUUAACUAGAAUUUAACUUAGAUUCUACUUAAUAAGAUGAUUAAAGCAUUUCAGUUCAAGCUAGCAACUUUUCUUGUUUGAGCUCUCUCGAUUACAAUAUUUUAGUAAUUUACUACGAUAUUACCAAUUUUCCUGAUAUGCCCUUUUAUUCAUACAAAUCUUCUAUAUUCUCAGAUAAUAUAAGCUCAGAAAAUUAUGUUAAAACAAAUCUAUAAUCUCCAGAUACAGGUUUCUAUGGGCUUAAAGAUAUGAAAAUAGGGUCUUUGCUUAAGUUUGGAAUUUUUUUUUAUCCUUCAAAUCAAAGUUAACCUAUUCAAAAUGGUAGUUAUGUGUUUCAUACUAGUAGAGGAAGCUAUAUAGUUUAUUACGCAAAUUCGUAAGUUUUUGAUCUAUAAAAACUAUAAUGCCCACCAGAUUAAUAUUUAUAUAAAUAAAGCUGUAUUAUUUCACCUUAUAAUGGUAUUUACUGUUAAAAUAAUCCUAAUGUCUGUUUUGAUUGUGAUUCUAAUUGCUUAACUUGCUAAAAUUCAGCUACUUAUUGCCUAAAAUGUCUCUCUCCCUUAUAUUUUUAUAAUAAUAAAUGCUUCAACAGCAUAUAACCUGGUACAUUUUGUGAUGUAAAUUAUAUUUGUCAAACUUGCAAUCUAUCAUCUUGUAGUACUUGUAUUGGUGAUGCAAAUUUUUGUACCUCAUGUAUAAGUGGAUAUUAUUUCUAUAAUAAUAAAUGUACUUAAAACUAACCUAAUUAAACGUACUGUAAGUAUAGCGCUUCUUUAAAAUAUUAUGAAUGCUUUCCUUGUGAUAGCAAAUGUAAUAAAUGUUCUGGUCCAUUCUAUAACUAGUGUAGUGAAUGUAUAAAUCAAGUUUACUUCUAUAGUCAGUCUUGUACUAUUGACUAACCUCAAUAAACAAUAUGCACAAAUUACAUAUGUUAGCCUUGUUUUAGUUUAUGUUAAACAUGCUCUGGAGUAAAUUAAAACUAGUGCUUGACUUGUAUAAACAAUUAUUCUCUUAAUUCAAAUACUAAUUAAUGUGAAAUCUCUUCAUGCUAAGAUGGAUAUUUUCCAGAUAAAAAUUUAAACACUUGCUUAAAAUGUUAACUUGGAUGCAGUAAAUGCAGUUCCUAUUCAGUUUGCUCUGAGUGCGCUUCUAUUAAAGAUAGUUAAGGAAUAAUUUAAACAUAUAUUUUGGAUACUUAGCAUUAAUCUUGUUAUCUAAAUUGUCCAAAUGGUAAAUAUUUUGAUUUAUAAACUAGAUAAUGCACUUCUUGCGAUAAAUCCUGCUUAACUUGUAAUGGCAAAACUAAUUAAAAUUGUCUCUCAUGCAUUAAUGGAGCUUAAGUCAACAGCUAAGGAAUGUGUAAAUGCAUAAAUAAAAAUGUAGGCUUUUCAUCUGAUUUUACUUAAUGCAUUCCUUGCUAAAUAAAUUAUUGUAGUUAAUGUUUUUACAGUAAUACUUGUGAAGUAUGUUAAUAAUAUGCUUUAUUUGACCCAAAGUAAAAUUAAUGCGUAUGUAUGAGUGGGUAUUUUUAUUCAAGUUCAUAUUAAAAAUGCAUUAAAUGUAUUUAAACAAGCUGCUAAAAUUGUCUAUCAGAUGGAAAAACUUGUACAAAAUGUCAAAGCGGUUUUCUCUUGUCAAAAUACUCAACAUGCGUUUAUUGUAAUAAUUAUUAGUAUUCAAGUGAUGGUAAAAGCUGUGAUUCUAAAUGCCCAAAUCUUUGUGAGGUAUGUGUUAAUGGGAAGUAGUGUGUAUAAUAUUCUAGAGACGAACCAGAUGUAAUACCUAAUUAAUUAUGCCAUUAUUCAUGCUCUGGUUGUUCAGGAUUAACUAAAUUCGAUUGCCUUGACUGUUCUUCUAAAACUCGUUUAUAUAAUAAUAUAUCAAAGAAGUGUGAGUGUAUUUAAGGGUAUUUAGAAUCUAAUUAAAAAGACUGUGCAAAAAUUUAAUAAGUUGAACCUUUUAUUUAAAACAUGUCAUAAAAAAUAAAUCAUAGUUUUUACUUUGCUUAAUCUGCCCUAAUUUUUUUUAGUUUUAGUCCAUCUCUAACUUACUCUUAUUAGCUAUAAUAAUUUAUUGGAAAUAUAUACUAUAUAAAUAAUAAAGAUAAAAAUUCAAAAAACUUGUUUUCUUAAUAUACUAAAUAUAACUUAAAUAAUAUCUAUAGCUUUAAAAAAUCCUCAUAAUCACCUUCUAAUGAAGCUUAAUAAAACUCAAGGCAUUUGAGAGAAAGCCAUGUAAAGGAUAUUAAUGAUUAAGAAUAUUUAAGUUCUGAUAUAGAGAUAAUUACAUUAAGAGAUAAUUAAAAAAAAAUUAGUGAAUAAUUAAUAAUUAAAAGUAACCUUGAUAAUUAAUCUUAAAUGAAGGAUUAAAUCUAAAUUCGGAAUUUAUAAGAAAAUAAUAAUAAUUAAUUCCCAAUAGUUAGUUAAUAAGAAGAUUAACUAGAAGUCUUAAUGUAAUCUAAAUUUUUCAAUGCAAGCAUAAUACCUCUGUUAACCACUCUAACUUUAUUUUUUCUAUCUCUUUUAAUACACAUUUACCAAUAUAAAGCAAAAAGGCAAAUAAAAUUUUCUCAUAUAUUAAGAUGGAAUAGUGUUUUAUUUAUGAUACAAAUCAAUUCUAAUUAUUUAUUAAUGUCAUCUUUUAAUAUUGAAUUAUAGUAUUAAGAUACCUUAGACAUUAUAAUGCUUAUUAUAUUUGGUGCUUUUUACAGCUUGCUAUUAGUGUUAAUUACAAUUAAAAUAUACAAAGGAAAUUAUUAUGGAAAAUCCUUUUUUUUGAUUAACUAUUUUUACUCGGAUUAAAAUAUCUAUUCAAAAUACUACUUUGUAUUAAUGUAAAUAAAGCAAAUAAUAAUUUGCAUGAUUUUCUCCUUUUCUAAAACACGCUUUGCUUAUUCUAUUUGGUCAAUUGUGGCUAUUCAAAUAGCAGAUAUAGUUAUCAAAUUCAUCAAAAAACCUUUUAAAUAUUUAUUUGAUUUUUACACAACUCUUCUUUUAGAUGGAAUAUUUUGCAUAUUAAUGCUUUUGUUUGGAAUAGUUCUAAAUACAUAAAAUGAAAGCUCUAAGGUCUCAUGUUAUACAAUUAUAUUUAUACUUCUUAUGCUUACCACAUUUACUAAUAUCGUAGUAAUUAUAUAUAAAGUGACAAUUUUAAUAAUAAAUAGAAGAAAGGCUAAUAAAAUGGAAAAUCUAAAGUAACAAAAUUAUAAAAAUGAAUAAUCUCAAAUAAAAAAAACGCUAAAUAGGCUUAAUUUAAAAAAAAAAUCGUUCGAUUAACUAGAAAUGUCUUUUAAAGUAGUUAAAUGGUAAAAAAAUCCAUUAACUAAAAGCAGAUUAUCUUCAUAAAACUAUUCUUUAGAAUAAUCUUUAAGUUCGUGA
Molecule: messenger RNA, 3852 nt
Organism: Tetrahymena thermophila SB210
Lineage: Eukaryota; Ciliophora; Oligohymenophorea; Hymenostomatida; Tetrahymenidae
Product: H-type lectin domain protein
Exons: 2
Biological process (GO): cell adhesion
Molecular function (GO): carbohydrate binding
Source: RefSeq, a predicted model, not a curated record